This is a messenger RNA of Oncorhynchus kisutch (coho salmon), 7010 nucleotides long. RefSeq names its product protein mono-ADP-ribosyltransferase PARP10. The coding region runs from base 697 to 4428 and encodes 1243 amino acids. The record is from RefSeq and is a predicted model, not a curated record. Gene Ontology annotation, cellular component: nucleus; cytoplasm. Gene Ontology annotation, molecular function: transcription corepressor activity; nucleic acid binding; NAD+ poly-ADP-ribosyltransferase activity. Gene Ontology annotation, biological process: protein poly-ADP-ribosylation; negative regulation of gene expression. NCBI's taxonomy places the organism in Eukaryota, Metazoa, Chordata, Actinopteri, Salmoniformes, Salmonidae. The transcript is spliced from 12 exons.
GGCAGAUCGUGAUUGAUCGUACAUUCCAGAGCAGUAGGUGGCGGCAUGCACUUAAACCAUUGUUUGCGGACCACCAUGAUAUCAUAGAAGAAGAAGAAGUUGUUAGAUAUUCAGGUCCCGCUGGGCCGCAGGGAAGUGAAGUCCUUGAUCAGGGCAAAAGGGCUUAAUCUUUGGCAAAUGGAGUGGGAUAUUAGUAGUAAGGGGAGGCAAUUUUAUUGUGUGCUCUGGUCAUUAAAGGAAGAGGUUGGGUGUAUGGGAUGUAGAAGAGGAAGUUGGGUGGAGUAGACUACGGGCUGAGAACACAGGUUUGAAUGCCAUGUUGUGGAUGGUAGGGAGACAUGAAACAGGUCUGUGGAGUGUUUAGAGGAGGAAAUGGUGGAGCAUGUGCUGAUAUUUUGUGAACUGUAUGAUGUAGAUCGGGAGAUAUUGUGUGAAAGGGUUGGAGAGGCUGGAUGGGGUUUGGGUGGUGUAUUGGGGGGAGGGAAGUGGUGUCAAGUCUCUUUCACCUUCGAGGAACGGGAAAAAUUAAGAGAAUGUAAUGUAUGUAGGCUGUGUCUGGCUUCGCAAUCCAGUACAGUAGGUGGCAGUGUAUGCACCUUAAAUUGUAUGCGAUCCGCCAACCCAAUCCCAAAGAAGAAGAAAUCGCCAAUGAAGCCAUUUCUGUGCGUCGUGAUCUGAGAAUGCUUGUAUUCCAGGAUGUCUGCUGAAAGCCAAGAGAACCGGACAGUGGAGGUGCUGGGAGUACCAGAGGAGGUGGAGGAUGAGCUGUUGUAUUUGUACUUUGAGAACAAGCGUCGUUCUGGGGGAGGUAAUCUGGUGUCUGUGAAGCUGGAAGGGAGCCGCGCCUUACUGCUGUUUGAAGAGGCGGAGGUUGCAUCAAGGGUCCUGUCUAAAAGAGCACAUGUCCUGAGCAAUGCUGAGAUGACCGUGAGGAAGCCUGCGUGUAAGGAUCCACGGAGGCUGCUGCUGCGGGGGGUUAACCCAUCCAGCUGUCAGGAGCUGGUGGAGCUGUAUGUAGAGAACAUGAUGGGGAUGGACAUGCACGACUACACUCUAUACCCCUCUCCUGGCAGGGACCUGGUCCUAGUACACUUCCAUCAGGCCUUCAAUAAAGACUUCCAGAAGCUUUGCUCAAAGAUCUCUAAGAAGCCUCUGGAUGGAGCGCAGAUCACUCUGGAACAGAUCGAUCAAACUGACUCCAUCCUAAUGGAGAACGUGCACCCCAGCAUCACAGCAGACAUGCUUACUCUGUACCUGGAGAGCCAACGGGGCGGGCGCCUUGAAGUUAAGGAGGUCACCAUGAUGUCAGAGGGGGUUGCCAGGGUCUCCUUCCUGGACUUUGACUCAGUGGAACGUGUCCUUAAACAAUCACAUAAACUGGAGGAGACAGAUCUGAUGGUCAGGCCUUACUUCUCCUUCCUCCAAUCAGAGGACAGCUCCUCCUCACCCCUGACCUCUCCCCUGACCUCUGUGAAUGGAACAUCAGAUGGUAGCACAACGAACACACAGCAGACAGACAGUGGUGGUCAAUCACAGACUGAUUCUCUCCCUGCAGACAGUACCAGUGACCGUUCUCAGUCCUCUCACAAGGCUACCUCUGAGCCUCUGGUCCCCCCUCUGUCCCCCCCAGUGUCCCAGGCAGCAGCAGCCCAGGGAGGCAUGGGUGACCUAAUUUCGACCCCAGAGCCCAUGUCUAGCCACAUUUCCGUCCCAGACCCGGUGAAACUCACCCUGCUCCAGGCCAGUCCCCUGCCCCAGAGCCUCCAGCUGGCCCACCAAGGCUGUAGCGUCCAGAUCAGGGAGGACGGGGUCCACAUGGCCGGGCCUGACCGGCCAACGCUGGAGCAGUUGAAGAACGCUGUGUUGGAGUUCCUUGGGGGCGUGGCCCAGGCUCAUUUCACCUUUGACCCAGAAAAGGCCCACUUCCUGGCCAAACAGGAAGUAAAGGACAGGCUGCUACAGACAUUGAAAGAAAACGGGCUGCCGUCCAUGUACACCGUGUCGGACUGUGUCGUCAUGGUAACGUCUCUGUCUCCCAGCUUGGUGAGCCAGGCAUGUAGCAUGUUGAAGACUCUGCUGUCUGACUUCAGUAUCCCUGUGGACAGAGCGUACGAGUGUAUGCUGUAUGCCCAGGAGUGGACUGGCUUCCUCCAGUCUCUGACUCUUUGCUCAGCUAAGGUGUCCGAAAGAGGACAGAUAGAUGUCCUGACUCUGAGAGGGUUGGAGGAGGACAAGCAGGCUAAGAUAGUGGAGUUCCUCAGUACACCCAUUGAAAUGGAGGCUAUCAUCUCUAUGGAGCCAGGCAUGUUGAAGUACAUCCAGACCCACCAUCAUCAGCUACUGGCUGAUAUGAACCAGGUGUCUAUCUUCCCUCUAGACGCACAUGGCGUCUGUGGACUCAGAAUCCAAGGCAAUGCUGCGGCAUGUCAAAUGGCCGAUGAGGUUCUGAGGGGCGUGGUGUUGUCCACCGAGACCAGAACCAUCACGGUGAAACAGACGGGCGUGGCGCGGUUCCUCAUCCAGGAGGGGGAGGGGACCAGCAUCCUCAGGGAGAUGCAGACUAAGUUCCAGGUCUACAUAAACAUGGAGAAGGUGCACUGGGAACCCCUGGACAACGAGGACAUCUUUGAGGCUGCGUGGAAUAUGACGUCCCAUCAGAGCUUCCAGAGAAGUUCCUUACAGGCCUCAACAUCAGUUCUGACUCGCACUAUCCAGACUUCCAACAGCCUCUCAGCUUUAGACAGAGGUCAUAUAGAGGAGGCAAAGAGGCUGUUCUCAGCCAUAGAUGAGACGGUGGACUCUGGCCUCUCCGGUUUGACCGGAACCACUGACAUGGAGGAGGAUCUGUUUCCGGCCGAGAAACCCAUGGCCCCGAGCUCUGACCAGGGCCCAGACAGGGACAGCGCUAACGUUGAGGUGGAGGAAGAGGCUCCACUGCCCCUGGUGGAGGGAGGGGAUAGUGACGAUGUGGGUGCUACUGCUCCUGUGGUGACUCAGGAUGGAGAGAUGUCCCGGGCCAUGCAACUCUCCACUACCCUGGAGGAGGAGGCGCAGAUGUCCCUGGCCAUCCAGUACUCUAUGGAGACCACCAAGAGGUCCCUGGCUGACGAGGAGGAGGAGCUGCAGAAGGUUCUAGAGCUGUCCAGGAAGAUGACGAAGAUGACUCGGGAUGAUGGCGGUGCCAUGCCUACCGGUUCCCUCUCUACUGCUCGCUCCCACCUCGAUCAGGCUGUCCAGGUAUCUCUGCAGGAGGCCAUUCAGUCAGCCAACUCGGCAACAAUCUUUGUGUACGCAGGCUACAGUUGUGACCUGGUCAGAGUGGACAUUGCCCUGAACAAGAGGGUCAGUAAUAAACAGCAUAAGGAGAAGCUAGUGCACCGCAGCCUGAGGAGCCUGUCUCCGUUUCACAGGUGGUGUCUGGACCUCAUCAAGAGGAAACACGCCGUGGAGGUCACCAUCCAGGGAACUACGGCAAUCAUCUCCGGGUUCAAGGACUUUGUUACCGGUGCGAUGCCGGACAUGAAGCUGCUGCUAAGGAGGAUCUCCACAACGACGUCAGACGCUGACAUCCUGCGGACAGUGCAAUGGGUGUGGCACGACCCGGCGUCGUCAGGGACGGAGACGCCGUACGCUCCGGAGGCGACAGUGUUCAUGGAGAACGCCUGGAAGAUGAGGCAGGAAAAGAUCGACAUCCUGCUCAACAACCUGCCGCACAUCAUCGACUUUGAGAAGAUGCAGGAGUACAACGUGGCCUCUGGGAAGUCCGUCACCAUCUCCAGGAAGAUGCUGAGCUCCGAUGACGUGUACUCGGAGAUGCGAGAUGAGGACUACAGUCUACUGUCCAACCUGCCUGAAGCGUCCAGAAUGAACAAGGAUUCUGAUGAGUUCCGGGAUGUUGUAAAAGACUUCUACGACUCCAUACAGGAGUUCCACAACGAAAUCCGAAUCAUUAAGGUUGAGAAGCUGAUGAAUAGGCUCCUGUACAACCAGUACAGACUGAAGAAGGCUAGUAUAAAUCAGAGUACCACUGACCCAGAAGUGGAGCGGACUCUGUACCACGGCACAAGCGAGACCAGCGUGAAAGAGAUCUGUGUUCAUGGCUUCAAUAGAAGCUUCUGUGGAAAGAAUGCCACUGUGUACGGUCAGGGGGUCUACUUUGCUGUGAACUCGGCCCUGUCCAUCCAGGAUCAAUAUUCUCCCCCCAACGCAGACGGACACAAGUUUGUGUUUGUGACCAAGGUGCUGACUGGGGACUUCACUCAAGGCAGUCACUCCAUGAAGACGGCUCCUCUGAAGGAGAGCUCUGACAUACCCCUCCGAUACGACAGCGUGGCAGAUAAGACGGACAACCCCUCUCUGUUUGUGAUCUUCAACGACACACAGGCUUACCCUGAGUAUCUCAUCACAUGUCAGAAGAUUCACCGCUGAGGGAGUGGGAGUUGAUUGAUAUCCAAAAAACUGUUUGGUCAGUGUUUUAUUUGUUGGUUUUCUCCGUAUUGAGAAAAGAGGAUUCAAAUAAAAAAAUUAUUUGUCACGUGCGUCGAAUACAACAGUGAAAUGCUUACAAGCACUUAACCAACAAUGCAGUCUUAAAAAAACAAACACACAAAAAGAAUAAGAAAUAAAAGUAGUCAAAGAGCAGCAUUAAAAUAACAAUAGCGAGGCUAUAUACAGGGGGUACCGGUACAGAGUCAAUGUGCGGGGGCACCGGUUAGUCAGGGUAAUGGAGGUAAUAUGUCCAUGUAGGUAGAGCUAUUCAAGUGACUAUGCAUAGAUAAUAAAAAGAGAGUAGCAGCAGCGUAAAAGGGGGGGGGGGGGCAAUGCAAAUAGUCUGGAUAGCCAAUUGAUUAGAUGUUCAAGAGUGUUAUGGCUUGGGGGUAGAAGCUGUUUAGAAGCCUCUUGGACCUAGAUUGGCGCUCCGGUACCGCUUGCUCUGCGGUAGCAGAGAACAGUCUAUGACUAGGGUGACUGGAGUCUUUGACAAUUUUUAGGGCCUUCCUCUGACACUGCCUGGUAUAGAGGUCCUGGAUGGCAGGAAGCUUGGCUCCAGUGAUGUACUGGGCCGUAUGCACUACCCUAUGUACUGCCUUGCGUUUUUAUUUGAUUUAUUUAACCAGGCAAGUCAGUUAAGAACAAAUUCUUAUUUUCAAUGACGGCCUAGGAACAGUGGGUUAACUGCCUGUUCAGGGGCAGAACGACAGAUUUGUACCUUGUCACCUCUGGGGUUUGAACUCGCAACCUUCCGGUAACUAGUCCAACACCCGCCCAGUUGCGGUCUGGUCUGCCUUGCGGUCCAACAGCCGAGCUGUUGCCAUACCAGGCAGUGAUGCAACCAGUCCGGAUGCUCUUGACUGAUUAAUGGGAAUUCAAUUUGAAAAAGCUUUCUGAGAAUAUACUGUGUAUUGUGUUUGUGAUAAUGCCCAAGAAGCAGGUAUUUGGCGGAUAUAUUGACACGGAUGUUGUUAGGCCAGAGACUUAAGUCGAGCCAAUAUCCAGUGCAUUCGGAAAGUAUUCAGACCCUUUUUCCACAUUUUGUUAAGUUACAGUCUUAUUCUAAAAUGGAUAAAAUAAAAACAAUCCCACUCAGUCUACACACAAUACCCCUUUAUUGACAAAGCAAAACAGGUUUAGACUUUUUUUUUUAUACAAAUGUAUUUAAAAAUAUGUGAAUGUGAUUUACAUUUUUUUUUUUAAGUAUUCAGACACUUUACUCAGUACUUUGUUGAAGCUCCUUUGGCAGCGAUUACAGCCUUGAGUCUUCUUGGGUAUGAUGGUACAAGCUUGGCACCCCUGUAUUUGGGAGGUUUCUCCCAUUCUUCUCUGCAGAUCUUCUCAAGCUCUGUCGGGUUGGAUGGGGAGUGUCACUGCACAGCUGUUUUCAGGUCUCUCGAUUGGGCUCUGGCUGGGCCACUCAAGGACAUUGAGACUUGUCCUGAAGCCGCUCCUGCGUUGUCUUGGCUGUGUGCUUAGGGUCGUUGUCCUGUUGGAAGAUGAACCUUCGCCCCAGUCUGAGGUCCUGAGUGCUCUGGAGCAGGUUUUUGUCAAGAAUCUCUCUCUACUUUGCUAUGUUCAUCUUUCCCUCGAUCCUGACUAGUCUACCAGUCCGUUCCACUGAGAAACAUCCCCACAGCAUGAUGCUGCCACGACCAUGCUUCACCAUAGAGAUGGUGCCAGAUUUCCUCCAGAAGUGAUGCUUGGCAUUCAGGCCAAAGAAUUCAAUCUUGGUUUCAUCAGACCAGAGAAUCUUCUUUCUCAUGGUAUGAGUGUCUUUUAUCUGCCUUUUGGCAAACUACAAGCGGGCUGUCGUGCUUUUUACUGAGGAGUGGCUUCCGUCUGGCCACUUUACCAUAAAAGCCUGAUUGGUUGAGUGCUGCAGAAAUGGUUGUCCUUCUGGAAGGUUCUCCCAUCACCAUGGAGGAACUCUGGAGCUCUGUCCGUGACCAUUGGGGUCUCGGGUACCUCCCUGACCAAGGCCUUGUCCCCCGAUUGCUCAGUUUGGCUGGACGGCCAGCUCUAGGAAGAGUCUUGGUGCUUCCAAAUUUCUUGGGGACCUUAAAUGCUGUAGAAAUGUUUUGGUACACUUCCCCAGAUCUGUGCCUCAACACUAUCCAGUCUCAGAGCUCUACGGACAAUUCCUUCAACCUCAUGGCUUGGUUUUUGCUCUGACAUACACUACCAUUCAAAAGUUUGGGGUCACUUAGAAAUGUCCUUGUUUUUAAAGAAAAGCAACAAAAGUGCAUUAAAAUAACAUCAAAUUGAUUAGAAAUACAGUGUAGACAUUGUUCAUGUUGUAAAUGACUAUUGUAGAUGGAAACUACUGAUUUUUAAUGGAAUAUCUACGUAGGCGUAUAGAGGCCCAUUAUCAGCAACCAUCACUCCUGUGUUCCAAUGCCACGUUGUAUUAGCUAAUACAGGUUCAGGCUAAUUGAUCAUUAGAAAACCCUUUUGCAAUUAUGUUAGCACAGCUGAAAACUGUCCUCAUUAAAGAAGCAAAAAACUGUCUGCCUUUA